Molecule: messenger RNA, 897 nt
Organism: Prorocentrum cordatum
Lineage: Eukaryota; Dinophyceae; Prorocentrales; Prorocentraceae
Source: the annotation of a GenBank genome assembly
GCCGGGAUGGGCGACCUGAUGGAGGCGGAGCACAUCCAGGUGCCGGGCGAGCUCGCGGACCUCGCGGGGUGCCCAGCCUCCUGGGGCGACGGGCUGGAGCUGGCCGCGCAGCCAGACCGGAAGAAGGCGGGAGAGGAGGGAGGCUGCGCGGGGCUGGCGUGGGCGUCUUGCGCCAUGCGGGGGUGGCGCGAGUCCAUGGAGGACGCCUCUCUCGUGCUGCCCGUGGGCUACGUGGGCGGCGAGUGGCGCGACGCGGCCCUGUUUGGCGUCUUCGACGGGCACGGGGGCGAGCAGGUGUCGCGGCUCGUGGCGCGGAGGCUGCCGGGCGCGCUGGCGGAGCUGGGCGGCGAGCUGCGGCAGGACCCCGAGAAGGGCCUGGCGGCUGCCUACCUGCGCAUGGACGAAUUCCUGCGCGGGCCGGGCAGCGCCGCGGAGCUGCGCGAGAUGACGCUGCCAGGGAACGAGGUGCGCGAUUCCGCCGAGUUCACUGGCACCACGGCGGUCUGCUGCGUGCUCGAGGUCGGCGCCACGCCAACGGAGGGCAAGAUCACAGUAGCCAACGUCGGCGACUCGCGGGCGGUCCUGUGCCGGCAGGGACUUGCCGUCGCACUGACGGAGGACCACAAGCCCAACCUGCCGCGGGAGACCGCGCGCAUAGAGGCCGCCGGCAGCUACGUCGAGGAGGAGACUGUUCCAGGAGGUGGAACGGGUUACCGUGUGAACGGCAACCUCAACCUCUCCCGGGCGUUGGGCGACCUGCACUACAAGGAGCCACACCUGCCCCCCGCCGAGCAGACCAUCUCUGGCGUUCCUGACACGCAGUCGCUGAGCUGGAAGGUCAUUGGCCAGGGAGGCGUAAGCCCUACGUCGACCGAUCUGCGAAGAUCGGGGAACUAG